AAUGACGAAGAAAUGGCAGUGUGAAGCUUCCGGGUCUCCGCCUCUCGCCUUGGCAGCUUGGGGGCGGAGUUUAGUAUCAUCCGUCAACAUCUGCGGUGACAGAGUCGUCUGGCUUCAGGCUGGCAGGGUAUAGAGAGCAAGCUCCAGGCUGGUGGGGCCACAAUGGCGGAUGCCGAGGAUUUCUGCCCUCACCUGGACUCCAUUGGAGAAGUUACCAAGGAAGAUCUUAUCUUGAAAUCCAAGGGAACGUGUGAGUCGUGCGGCGUGGGAGGACCCAACCUAUGGGCCUGUCUGCAGGAUGGCUGCCAGUCUGUGGGAUGCGGCGAGUCGUAUGCUGAUCAUAGUACCCUGCAUGCACAGUCCAAGAAGCACAACCUCACUGUUAACCUGACCACAUUCCGUGUGUGGUGUUACACCUGCGAGAAGGAAGUGUUUCUGGACCCCCAGGCACCUCCGGCCUCGCAGACAACGUCUCCCAGACUCAGUCACAGGGACUUCCCUUCUCCUGCUCAUCCACUGAAGUCUGUCCCCAUUGCUGUUGGAGAUGAUGGCGAGUCAGAGAGUGAUGAAGACGACAUCAAGCCACGAGGACUCACGGGAAUGAAAAACAUUGGCAACUCCUGCUACAUGAAUGCGGCCCUCCAGGCUCUGUCCAACUGUCCUCCCCUGACGCAGUUCUUUCUGGAGUGUGGGGGAUUAGUCCGGACAGACAAGAAGCCAGCACUGUGCAAAAGUUACCAGAAACUCGUCUCUGAGCUGUGGCACAAGAAGCGGCCAAGUUAUGUGGUGCCCUCCAGCUUGUACCAUGGGAUCAAACUGAUUAACCCUCUGUUCCGGGGUUAUUCCCAACAGGACACCCAGGAGUUUCUCCGCUGCCUGAUGGACCAACUCCAUGAGGAACUGAAGGAACCCAUCCUGCCUGAGAACCAGGAACAGGAAGAAGAGGAAAGGGACGAUCAACGAGAGGGGGAACGAGGCGGCACAGCGGAGGAGGACUUCCUGUCGUGCGAUUCUGGUGGCGAGAUGGGGGACGGGGAGGGUGGAGGAGGCGUGGGCACAUUGUCCGAGAUGGAGCUGCUAAUCCGGGAGGAAGUUGGGAGGGGGCUCUCUGAAAAGGAGAAGUUGAAGGAAAGGAAGCUGUCAUAUUGUCACAGAAGGACAAGCUCAGAGCAGGCAGAUGAGGAUGCAGAUGUGGACACAGCAAUGAUUCCAGAGCCUGAUAAUGACGCCUACAUGCACUGCUCCUCUCGGUCCUGCAGCCCACACCCAGUGGAAUCCAUCUCCAAGCACUCCAGCACCCCUCCUCGCUCCAGUCCACUGCGCACCGCCCAUUCCUACGUCUUAAAAAAAGCUCAAGUUCUGAGUGGAGGAAAGAAACGCUCCGAAGUCCGAUAUCGAAGCGUUAUUUCUGAUAUCUUCGAUGGGUCUAUACUGAGUCUGGUCCAGUGUCUGACCUGCGACAGGGUCUCUACUACUAUUGAGACCUUCCAGGACCUUUCCCUGCCCAUCCCUGGAAAAGAGGACCUGGCAAAGUUACACUCCACCAUCCACCAGAGCACUGUCAUUAAGGCUGGCACUUGCGGGGAUAGCUAUGCUGCCCAGGGCUGGCUGGCCUUCGUUAUGGACUACAUACGCAGAUUUGUGGUUUCUUGCAUCCCAAGCUGGUUCUGGGGUCCCAUGAUAACGCUGGAGGAUUGCCUGGCUGCUUUCUUUGCUGCUGAUGAAUUAAAAGGUGAUAACAUGUACAGUUGUGAGCGCUGUAAGAAGCUUAGAAAUGGUGUGAAAUACUGUAAAGUUUUACGUCUGCCGGAGGUUCUGUGCAUUCACCUGAAACGUUUCCGGCACGAAGUCAUGUACUCCUUUAAAAUUGGCAGCCAUGUUUCAUUCCCUCUGGAGGGGCUUAAUCUGAGACCCUUCCUGGCUAAAGAAUGUGUUUCCCGUAUCACGACUUAUGAUCUCUUGGCUGUUAUUUGCCACCACGGCAGUGCCAGCAGUGGGCACUAUAUAUCUUAUUGCCAGAAUGUGAUCAACGGACAGUGGUACGAGUUUGACGAUCAGUACGUCACGGAGGUGCACGAGACAGUGGUUCAGAAUGCAGAGGCCUAUGUUCUCUUCUACAGGAAGAGCAGCGAGGAGGCUGAGCGGGAGAGGCAGAAGGUGGUGUCCUUGGCAGCCAUGAAAGAGUCGGGCCUCCUGCAGUUCUACAUCUCCCGCGAGUGGCUUAACAAGUUCAACACGUUUGCAGAACCUGGACCAAUAAGCAACCAAAGUUUCCUAUGUGCACAUGGAGGGAUUCCCCCCAACAAAUAUCAUUAUAUUGAUGAUCUGGUGGUGAUUCUCCCGCAGAGUGUGUGGGAAUAUCUAUAUAACAGGUUUGGAGGUGGACCCGCAGUGAAUCACUUGUACGUCUGCUCCAUCUGUCAGGUGGAGAUCGAGGCCUUGGCGAAACGCAGAAAGACAGAGAUUGACACUUUCAUUAAGCUGAAUAAAGCAUUCCAAGCAGAAGAAGCCCCCAGUGUGAUAUACUGUAUCAGCAUGCAGUGGUUCCGGGAGUGGGAAGCCUUUGUUAAAGCCAAGGACAGUGACCCUCCCGGCCCAAUUGAUAACAGCAAAGUGGCACUUACCAAGAGUAGCGGGCACGUGCAGCUGAAACAGGGCGCUGAUUACGGGCAGAUUUCGGAGGAGACGUGGAAUUACCUGUUGAACAUAUAUGGAGGCGGGCCAGAGAUCGCAAUCCGCCAGACGGUGGCGCAGUAUCAGGAUCCGGAACAUCUGCACGGAGAGCAGAAGAUUGAAGCAGAGACACGGGCCGGGUAGCUGGACCCAAGGUUCUUAUGGAUCCCCCGAUGCGCUACAGAACAGACUGCUGCCUGCCAGUCUAACGCACUUCUAGAAGCACCUUGAGAAUAAGCCGUGCAGAGACACUGUGUUUUACUCUUCGUAUCGUUUGGAGCUAAUGUUACAGAUAGUACAGAUAUUUAUUAAAUAUAUAUAUAUAUAUAUAACUUCCCAGGUCUUUAGUUUACCAAACAGCGAGUUUAACAUAAAAACUGCAGCUCAGCGACUUGUAAUUGAAGAUUCAGUAGGAAGAUCCUUCCACGGAAACUCUGGAAGCGUAGAGGUUGGUUCAGCGCAGGAAAGGGAUAUUGAGCGAGUGCAACCAGAUUACUGCUAUAACUGUUGUUUACAAAGAGGCGCAGCCUUGUGAUGAUUACAGUGUACAACUCUCAUCCCUAAGCCGGCUUGUCUUAACAGUACUGCCUUUCUAUUAUUCCCUCACGUGCGCUCAUGAUCAGACACAUAGUAAAGGGUUGCAGGGAGUUGUCUACAGUGCCGGCCUAUCGAUUUAGUAAUCUGGCAGAGGAAAGAAACCUAAAAGAAAGGUUACAAUGCCAGUGACAGCGCCUAUCUCUGGCUACUUUUGGUAAGGACAGAGCACGGUUGUCACUUUCCCCACUCUCUUUCUUCUUAGCUUUAUGAAAUGUGCUGUAUCCUGCCUCCGACCUACUUUUCUCUAUUCACUGUGAUGUGCAUGUCGUGCUGUAGUCGCACCAUCCUGUACAGUCAGUAUUACAUUGGGCUCAGGCUGAGGGCCUGCUGCAUAAAAUCAAAUAAAUGUAUUCAUCGACUUUAA
Xenopus laevis (African clawed frog) is the source of this 3634-nucleotide messenger RNA. It is a transcript of the gene usp20.L, whose product is annotated as ubiquitin specific peptidase 20 L homeolog. The record is from RefSeq and is a predicted model, not a curated record. NCBI's taxonomy places the organism in Eukaryota, Metazoa, Chordata, Amphibia, Anura, Pipidae. The transcript has 25 exons. Gene Ontology annotation, biological process: protein deubiquitination; ubiquitin-dependent protein catabolic process. Gene Ontology annotation, molecular function: cysteine-type deubiquitinase activity; zinc ion binding. Bases 163 to 2817 code for a protein of 884 amino acids. Gene Ontology annotation, cellular component: centrosome; perinuclear region of cytoplasm.